AUUCACAACCAACCCGCACCAACUCGCAGCGGAUAGUGGUUAACCACUACCCACCGCGGGGCGGGUUCUGGGUAGCAUAAUUCUAUAUUUGUGAGUGUGGUUGCCGACAAAAUGUGGGGCGGGUAACCACACCCACCCCAAUUUCCAUCUAUUUGUCCUAUUCUCCACGGAUGAUAAGUCCAUUAUGCAACGAUUUGGGCCAAUUCAUUUUCGGAUGACAUUUUCUUAAUUUUUUUGGCGACGAAAUGCCAUUUUCUUUGGAUUUUGAUGGCUACAGAUCACGGAUUCGCCCUGAGCCUAUUCUUCAACGAUAAUUGAGUCCAUUAAGCAUCGAUUUGAGAGAAUUUAUUCCAGGUCAAUUUUUGGCAUAUUCCAAAGGGGUACCAUCACAGUUUUCAGGCGAUCUUUCCGAAAUGUCAUUUUCUUUCGAUUUUGGAAGCGGCAAAUCACGGAUUCAGGCCGAGCUAUUCUCCGCUGAUAAUGAAGUCUAUUGAUCCUAUUCUCCACGGAUGAUAAGUCAAUUAAGCAGCGAUUUAGGCCAAUUUAUUUUUGGAUGACAUUUUCAUAAUUUUUGGGCGACGAAAGGCCAUUUUCUUUGGAUUUUGAUGGCUACAGAUCAAGGAUUUGGCCUGAGCCUAUUCUUCAAUGAUGAUUAAGUCCAUUAAGCAUCGAUUUGGGAUGAUUUAUUCCGGGUCAAUUUUUGCCAUAUUCCAAAGGGGUACCAUCACAGAUUUCGGGCGAUUUUUCCGAAAUGUCAUUUUCUUUUGAUUCUAGAGGCUACAUAUCCCGGAUUCAAGCCGGCAGUAUUCUGCGCCAGUAAUGAAGUUUAUUGAUCCUAUUCUCCACGGACGAUAAGCCCAUUAAGCAGCCAUUAGGGCAAUUUCAUUUUCGGAUGACAUUUGCAUAAUUUUUGGAGCGACAAAAGGCCAUUUUCUUUGGAUUUUGUUGACUACAUAUCACUUAUUCGACGUGAGACUAUUCUUCAAGGAUGAUCAAGUCCAUUAAGCAUUGAUUUGGGCGGGUUUAUUCCGGGUCAAUUUUUGACAGAUUCCAAAGGGAUACCAUCACAGAUUUCAGGCGAUUUUUCCGAAAUGCCAUUUUCUUUCGAUUCUGGAGGCUACAGAUCACAGAUUCAGGCCUAGGCUAUUCUCCACCGAUAAUGAAGUCUAUUGAUCCUAUUCUCCACGAAUGAUAAGUCCAUUAAGCACUGAUUUGAGCCAAUUUAUUUUAGGAAGGCAUUUUCGUAAUUUUUGGGUGACGAAAGGCCAUUUUCAUUGGAUUUUGAAGGUUGCAAAUCACGAAUUCGUCCUAAGGCUAUUCUUCAACGAUGAUUAAGUCCAUUAAACACCAAUUUGGGAGGAUUUAUUCCGGGUCAAUUUUUCGUACAUUCCAAAGGGGUACCAUCCCAUAUUUCGGGCUAUUUUUUGAAAUGUCAUUUUCUUUCGAUUAUGGAGGCUACAAAUCAUGGAUUCAGGCCGAUCUAUUAUUCGUCGAUAAUAAAGUCUAUUCGUCCUAAUCUCCACGGAUGAUAAGUCCAUUAAGCAGCGAUUUGGGCCAAUUCAUUUUUGGAUGACAUUUUCAUAAUAUUUUGGGCGACGAACGACCAUUUUCUUUGGAUUUUGAUGGCUACAGAUCACGGAUUCGGCCUGAGCCAAUUCUUCAACGAUGAUUAAGUCCAUUAAGCACCAAUUUGGGCGGAUUUAUUCUGGGUCAAUUUUUGGCAUAUUCCAAAGGGGUACCAUCACAGAUUUCGGGCGUUUUUUCUGAAAUGCCAUUUUCUUUCGAUUAUGGAGGCUACAUAUCACGGAUUCAGGCCGAGCUAUUUUCCACCGAUAAUGAAGUCUAUUCAUUCUAUUCUCCACGGACGAUAAGUCCAUUAAGCAGAGAUUUGGGCAAAUUCAUUUUCGGAUGGCAUUUUUGUAAUUUUUUGGGUGACGAAAGGCCAUUUUCUUUGGAUUUUUAUGGCUACAGAAUACAGAUUCGUCCUGAGCCGAUUCUUCAACGAUGAUUAAGUCCAUUAAGCACUGAUUUGGGAGAAUUUAAUCAGUGUCAAUUUUUGGCAUAUUCCAAAGGGGUACCAUCAUAUAUUUCCGACGAUUUUUCCGAAAUGCCAUUUUCUUUCGAUUUUGGAGGCUACAUGUCCCGGAUUCAUGCCGACACUAUUCUCCGCCGGUAAUGUAGUCUAUUGAUCCUAUUCUCCACGGACGAUAAGCCUAUUAAGCAGCCAUUAUGGCCAUUUCAUUUUUGGAUGACAUUUGCGUAAUUUUUGGGGCGACGAAAUACCAUUUUUUUGGAUUUUGAUCGCUACAGAUAACAGAUUCGGCGUGAGCCUAUUCUUCAACGAUGAUUAAGUCAAUUAAGAAUCGAUUUGGGCAGAUGUAUUCCGGGUCAAUUUUUGACAGAUUCCAAAGGGGUACCAUCACAGAUUUUGUGUGAUUUUUCCGAAAUGCCAUUUGUUUCGAUUUUGGAGGCUAUAGAUCACGGAUUGAUGCCGAGGCUAUUCUCCACCGAUAAUGAAGUCUAUUGAUCCUAUUCUCCACUAAUGAUAAGUCCAUUAAGCACUGAUUUGAGCCAAUUUAUUUUAGUAAGACAUUUUUGUAAAUAUUUGGGCGACGAAAUGCCAUUUUCUUUGGAUUUUCAAGGCUAUAGAUCACGGAUUCGGGUUGAGGCUAUUCUUCAACGAUGACUAAGUCCAUUAAGCAUCAAUUUGGGAGGAUUUAUUCCGGGUCAAUUUUUGGCAUAUUCCAAACGGGCUACCGUCACUGAUUUCGGGCUAUUUUUUUGUAAUGUCAUUUUCUUUCGAUUCCGGAGGCUACAAAUCACGGAUUCAGAUUGAGUUAUUCUCCGCCGAUAAUGAAGUCUAUUCGUCUUAUUCUCCACGGAUCAUAAGUCCAUUAAGCAGUGAUUUGAGCCAAUUCAUUUUUGGAUGACAUUUUCAUAAUUUUUGGGCGACGAAUGACCAUUUUCUUUGGAUUUUGAUGACUACAGAUCACGGAUUCGGAUUGAGCCUAUUCUUCAACGAUGAUUAAGUCCAUUAAGCACCGAUUUGGGCGAAUUUAUUAUGGGUCAAUUUUUGGCAUAUUCCAAAGGGGUACUAUCAUAGAUUUCGUGCGCUUUUUGUGAAAUAUGAAUUUCUUUCGAUUUUGGAAGCUACAAAUCACAGAUUCAGGCCGAGCUAUUCUCCGCCAAUAAUGAAGUCUAUUGAUCCUAUUCUCCACGAAUGAUAAGUCCAUAAAGCAGCGAUUUGGGCCAAUUAAUUUUCGGAUGACAUUUUCAUAAUUUUUUGUGCAACGAAUGACCAUUUUCUUUGGAUUUUGAUGGCUACAGAUCACGGAUUAGGCCUGAGCUUAUUCUUCAGCGAUGAUUAAGUCCAUUAAGCAUCGAUUUGGGCGGAUGUUUCCGGGUCAAUUUUUGGCAUAUUCCAAAGGGGUACCAUCACAGAUUUUGGGCGAUUUUUCCGAAAUACCAUUUUCUUUCGAUUCUGGAGGCUACAUACCCCGAAUUCAAGCCGACACUAUUAUCCGCUGGUAAUGAAGUCUAUUGAUCCUAUUCUCAACAGACGAUAAGCCCAUUAAGCAGCCAUUAAGGCCAUUUAAUUUUUGGAUGACAUUUGCGUAAUUUUUUGGGCGAUCGAAAGGCCAUUUUCUUUGGAAUUUGAUGGCUACAGAUCACAGAUUCAGUGUGAGCCUAUUCUUCAACAAUGAUUAAGUCAAUUAAGCAUCGAUUUAGACGGAUUUAUUCCGGGUCAAUUUUUGACAGAUUCCAAAGGGUUAUCUUCACAGAUUUCGGGCGAUUUUUCUGAAAUGACAUUUUCUUUCGAUUUUGGAAGCUACAGAUCACGGAUUCAGGCCGAGGCUAUUCUCCAACAAUAAUGAAGUCUAUUGAUCCUAUUCUCCAGGAAUGAUAAAUCCAUUAAGCACUGAUUUGAACCAAUUUAUUUUAGGAAGACAUUUUCUUAAAUUUUUGGUCGACGAAAGGCCAUUUUCUUUCAAUUUUGAAGGCUACAAAUCAUGGAUUCGGCCUGAUUCUAUUCUUUAACGAUGAUUAAGUCCAUUAAGAACCGAUUCGGGCAAAUAUAUUCUGGGUCAAUUUUUGGCAUGUUCCAAAGGGGUACCAUCACAGAUUUUGGGCGAAUUUUCCGAAAUUUCAUUUUCUUUCGACUCUAGAAGCGACAAAUCACGGAUUCAGGCCGAGCUAUUUUUCGCCGAUAAUGAAGUCUAUUGAUCCUAUUCUCCGCGAAUAAUAAGUUCAUUAAGUAGCGAUUUCGGCCAAUUUAUUUUCAGAUGACGUUUUCGUAAUUUUUGGCCGACGAAAGGCUAUUUUCUGGGGGCUACAACUCAGCGAUUUGUGCCAAUUCAAUUUUUGGCAUAUUUCAAAGGGGUACCAUCACAAAUUUCGGGCUAUUUUUUUGAAAUGUCAUUUUCUUUCGAUUAUGGAGGCUACAAAUCACGGAUUCUGGCCGAGCAAUUCUCCGCCGAUAAUUAAGUCUAUUUGUCCUAUUCUCCACGGAUGAUAAGUCCAUUAAGAUGCGAUUUGGGCCAAUUCAUUUUGGAAUGACAUUUUCGUAAAUUUUUGGGCGACGAAUGACCAUUUUCUUUGGAUUUUGAUGACUACAGAUCACGGAUUCGGCCUUAGCCUAUUCUUCAGCGAUGAUUAAGUCCAUUAAGCACCGAUUUGGGCGAAUUCAUUCCGGAUCAAUUUUUGGCAUAUUCCAAAGGCGUACAAUCACAGAUUUCGUGCGAUUUUUCCGAAAUGUUAUUUUCUUUCGAUUCUGGAAGCUACAAAUCACAGAUUCAGGCCUAGCUAUUCUCCGCUGAUAAUGAAGUCUAUUGAUCCUAUUCUCCACGGAUGAUAAGUCCAUUAAGCACCGAUUUGUGCCAAUUCAUUUUCUAAUGGCAUUUUGAUAAUUUUUUGGGCGACGAACGACCAUUUUCUUUGGAUUUUGAUGGUUACAGUUCACGGAUUUGGCCUGAGCCUAUUCUUCAACGAUGAAUAAGUCCGUUUAGCAUCGAUUUGGGCGGAUGUAUUCCGGGUCAAUUUUUGGCAUAUUCCAAAGGGGUACCAUCAUAGAUUUCGGGUGGUUUUCAGAAAUGCCAAUUUUUCGAUUCUGAAGGCUACAUAUCCCGGAUUCAAGCCGACAUUAUUCUCCGCCGAUAAUGAAGUAUAUUGAUCCUA
Messenger RNA from Linum trigynum, 5175 nucleotides. Lineage: Eukaryota; Viridiplantae; Streptophyta; Magnoliopsida; Malpighiales; Linaceae. The record is from the annotation of a GenBank genome assembly.